Messenger RNA from Marchantia polymorpha subsp. ruderalis, 3693 nucleotides. The record is from the annotation of a GenBank genome assembly. Lineage: Eukaryota; Viridiplantae; Streptophyta; Marchantiopsida; Marchantiales; Marchantiaceae.
AGAAAGCGGCUACCGAAAAGUCAAGCCGCAAGGGAAGACAGUGGCAUGCGUCGAUGCGGGGCGAUGAUGUUUCGAGCCUGGGCCUCGCCUCGCGGCCUCGUCCCAGCGAUGGUCGAGUGCCCGAUUGUAGACAUGGAGCGGGUGUAGUGAUCCUGAGCAAGAGAUACUGCCAAGAAUGCCAAGAUCGGCCAACCAACCAGCGCCCCCAUCGAGCGCCCGGGGCGGCACCGACUCCGUCGUUUGAAUCUCUGGGAUCUUCCAGAUUGCAGCUCCCCUUCUUCCGGGAUGACGAGCCUGAUUCAUCGGGUGCGAAUAUAAUCCGCCCCCGCUCGGUCCGGUGUCUGAUUGUGUCUCGAGCUCCGACUGACUGAGGAGGAGGAGGACGAGGCCGAGGAGAGCUGCGAGGGAUUACAGAGCGAGAGAAAGGGAAGGGAUGGCCUGGAGCCUGGAUUUGGUGCAUUCGCAAUUGUGCCUCAGAUCCAAACCUCGAACUCUGUAGAUUAGUGAUCGGCUUUUCAUGAACUCUUUCCGUGGCAGCUAGCUUUGCCACAAGGGAGGGCGAGAGGGGAAUUAGGAGUCCGUAGGGGUAGGGGGGGUUUCAAAGCACGCAGAAGUGCAUGACAUUGUGAUGUGAAGAGAGAGCCUCGUUGAGUUUAGCUGUGCCUCGAAUGUGGCAAUCCGAAGUUGUAAUGCAAAUUGCCUCGAAUCAGUCCUUGAAGGGCCCUUACUAUGACGGGUGACCGUGAUCCAGUCGUCAUUGUGUAGAUCUCGUCUGUCGGUGCUCUAGUGGUCACAAGCUGUUUUCCAAGGGUGGAUGAAGUUGAAGAGCAUCCGAUCGUGAAGCAAGGUCAUGAAGACCUUGAAGGUCGGAGCGCAGCUCGGCCUUGUAAUUGGCAUGCUGGUUGUUUCUUACUACUUGGGUCGACCCCUCUACUGGGAGAUCCAGUCGCGCUUCCCGGAACUUCGUCUGCCUUCUCAAUACAUUGCUGCAACGUCGCCGGUCCGGGGGCUGCAUCCCAUCGGCUCAGAGUCAAGUGAAGGAUUUUCGCUUCCUGACGACACAAAUACCUCGGCGGAGAAAAAAAGGAAGGAGAAAGUUGAACACGUUACUAACAGGAGUGCCACAGGGAACUCAAAAUCCGCACUCCAAGAAGAAUUGAAGAAGCCAAUAUGGGAAGUUCCUCUCGCCGGCAGCAAACUUCCAUCACGGGAAGCAUUCGCACUCAGGAAGGAAAUGGUGGAGUUUCGAGCGAAGAAGAAUGUUAUUGUCGUCACUUUUGCCAACCACGCAUUCAUGGGGUUCGUGCUCUCGUGGGUGAAGAGUUUGACCGAUGAUGGAGUCACAAAUAUACUUGUGGGGGCCAUGGACACCGAACUCUUAGAAGAUUUAUAUUGGAGAGGUGUUCCUGUCUUUGAUAUGGGGAGUAACAUGAAAACCUUUGAUGUUGGUUGGGGUACUCCCCAGUUUCAUAAAAUGGGGCGAGAGAAGGUUAUUUUGGUGACUGCAUUCCUUUCUCUUGGUUACGAACUGCUCAUGUGUGACACAGAUAUGGUCUGGUUGAAGAAUCCACUUCCAUACCUUGAGCGGUAUCCGUCAGCGGAUGUGUUGACAUCCAGUGAUGAGGUCGUAAAUACAAGGGAUGAUGAUCAGCUGGAACUAUGGAACCGUUCGUUUGGUGCGUACAAUAUUGGAAUAGUCCACUGGCGUCCAACGGCAGUUGCCAAAGCUAUGGCUGCAGUAUGGAAAAAUCAGUUGCUUGCAGAUGAUCAAAUCUGGGACCAAAAUGGCUUCAAUGAUCUUAUGAAGAAAAAACUUGGUCCUAGUGUCGAUGAAGAUAGUGGACUUGUUUAUGCCUACGACGGUUCUCUGAAGCUUGGUAUAUUACCAGUGAGCCUAUUUUGCAGUGGUCACACGUACUUUGUACAGGGUUUGUACAAACAGCUGAAGUUGGAGCCGUAUGCCGUACACACUACCUUUCAGUAUGCAGGAACUGAAGGAAAGAGACACCGACUUAGAGAAGCGAAGCUUUUCUUCGAUGAACCGGAGUACUACGAUGUGCCAGGUGGAUUUUUGUCCUAUAAACCAUCCCUUCCCGAGAAUCUGAUGAGCGGAGGGGAGCACACUGUCGAAAGUCACUUUGCUUUGGUCAAUCAUCAACUCGUACAAGUGAGGAAUGCUUUGGCAGUGGCCUCAAUUUUGAACAGAACACUGGUUAUGCCUGCCCUGUGGUGCCGAUUAGAUCGCCUCUGGUUUGGACACCCUGGUGUCCUCGUAGGCACUCACACUCCCCAGCCCUUUUUGUGUCCUAUGGAUCAUAUUUUUGAGGUAAAUGCUAUGCUGAAAGAUAUGAAUUCUGAAGAAUUCGGAGAGACUAUUAGAUUUAGAGAGUACUCAUUUCUGGAGAAUCCCCGUUGUCCCAGAAAGGUAAACGAAUCCAUUCUGAGAGCCGAAAUUUGCGAGAAAGAAACGCCCGGAUGUGGCGGAGAGUCAAGUAAAGUUUCAGUUCCGGGUAUAUUGCUUCUCCCAGCGAAUGCUACAGAAUUUGAGCUCAAGGAUGCCCUUUUGCCAUACAAAGAUGCAGAGCUAAUAGAGUUCUCGUCGAUGAUCGGAGUUUUUCGUGGCUUUUCUGACAAGGCCACGGAAGAGAGGUUCAGGAGAAGAGUAAAGACGUACACAGGUAUUUGGUGUUGUGUUCAGGAUAAGGAACCCGGCCACAUCUGGUAUGAUAUCUACUGGGAUGAGAAGCCAAAGUGGAAACCUGAGCCUCCAGAAACCCCAGCAGACGAUCAUCAACCUUGGUAGUCGAGUGAGGAAAAGUCCGAUGGCCCCUUUGUACACUAAUGCCAAAUGUAUGGGUUGCCGAGCAGUUCAAAGCUCAUGCAACUAUCACGAGAAAUUCAUUCAGUUUGACCCGUCAAAAUAGCCUAGAGAGAUGUGGAUCUGUGGAGCUGUAGGCGGAGGGCUCUAACCCGUAUUAAUAUCAAACUGAGCUAAGUCAGGUCAGUGUAACUUCAUAGAGUCAGACUUGACUUCUCGAUGGUCAAACCUAACAGAGCACCGUCCACUAAGUUCCUCGUUUUUGUCGGCCGAAUGCAAUGCUACGACCUCAGUGGCAUAGCAUGUAAGUCGAGAAAGGUUUCUGCACGGUUUGGUCGAAAAUAAGCUGAUGCCAAGCAGAAUACGAACGAUGUCCACGCAGAAUCUGGAAUGAUGCCUGCGGACGCAUUCAUUCAAUUUACGAUCCUAAUUUGUGCAAAUUCCUGUCCAAGGCUUGCGCUGGGCAAAUGUUGUAAUUGCUCAAGCAACGGUCUCCAAUUGCUAGGUACUCUGUGGUAGCCAAGCACUGGAACUCCUGCGGAGUCUCGACGAAACCGACAUUUUGUUGUGCAUCUCUCGCAGUUUUGGAAGUUGCAAGUCGGUGGUCAAUGCCAUUCUACAGAGGCCGAUUGAUUGAUCACCAAGAAUACAGAGAUGACGCUCUCCAGUCCAUCCAAAUUCCGUUACGUAUACACUUGUGUACUUGAGACGCUAAUCUGGCGAAGCCCCUGUUUCUUCAGUAUGACUGCCUGAUGUCAACAUGCGAGGUUCAUAUAUGGAUUGGAUAACAGCCUCCAAAGGACACUUCUCUUCCUUACAUUACAAAUGUCGUUCGGUGGGAAAGCCAAAGAAGUAAAGUUUGUAUUGUGGGCUUA